Knipowitschia caucasica is the source of this 1653-nucleotide messenger RNA. The record is from the annotation of a GenBank genome assembly. NCBI's taxonomy places the organism in Eukaryota, Metazoa, Chordata, Actinopteri, Gobiiformes, Gobiidae.
AUGGAGAAUCCGAGUCCACAGUGCGGUGCGGCUGCAGAGGACCCGGAGAACCCGGAGGUCUUCUGCCUGAUGAGAGUGAACAACAGCUCGGGCUGGCUGCGCCUCUGGGAGAACUGUGAGAUCACUGUUGGACGAGGGAUGGAUGUGACAUACCCAAUAAUAUCUCUGACCUACCCACUCAUGCUCUCCCGGCUACAUUGCUCUUUUAAACUGCGAGAAGAUGGAGCGUGGACCGUCACGGACAGAAAAAGCUUGAAUGGAGUAUGGGUGAACGGUCGUCAAAUCACCCCAGAAAAGCCCCACGUGAUCAGACUCGGAGACUCCAUCCAGCUUGGGGUCGCAGUGAAAGACUCUGUAGAAUUUGACUAUGAGUUUGUUAAGAGGCCGCUAAACGACGUGAGAAGCUCUCUGUUACGGCCUGAUAUGGAAGCCCCUAACCAUCCCAGAUUAUUUAAAAAACCCAAGAGGAAAAUGACUGAUGAAAUUGAGCCUUCUACGUCUUCCAAACCCAAGCUGUAUCGCUCCUCUGGGGUGGAUAAGUCUACAGCACAGCCUUGUCCAAUACAGACCAUAGAACCCUUGGAACCCAGAGAACCCAGACCAGAGAACAAAGUCCAACAUCCAAUCCCCAACGUCAAAAAUAGAGAAGAUGUGGACAACUUACAAAUGUUCAGCCAGAACAACCUGAUGCUGAGGGAGCAGGUGGACUGCACGGAGAGGCGUGUUGCUUCUCUGGAGGGACAGCCCCAGCAGAGCGCCCCCUACAGGGAGGAGCAGCGAGAGUGGCAGAGGCAACUGGACACGCUACGAGCCAAAAUGGAAGAGAUGAAGGCACUAGAAUUAUCUUUUAACAAUGCAAAACAGCAGUUGGAGGAACAAAAAAGAAAGACCAGAAGAGACCAGAUGAAAGAAGAGAAAAAACAAGAGAGAGAGCAGCAACAAGAAGUGCAUCUGAAACAGAAACUCGACGAAGCGUUAAAAGAACAAAAGAAAGUGUUGGAUGAGCUCUCUCGGUCCCGACGAGGCUUUGAGGAGAUGCUUCUGGCCAAAAAUAAAGAAUUGGAAGUGACGAAGGAGGAGAAGGAAAAGGCCAAGGCCAAAGGGGAGGAGGUGGUGAGUCAGAUGACAGAGGUCAUGCAGAAUGAGCUGGAAUGCAUCAUCUGCUCAGAGUUCUUCAUAGAGGCUGUGAAUUUGAACUGUGCUCACAGUUUCUGCAAAUACUGCAUCCAACAGUGGCGCAAGAAGAAAGACCAGUGUCCCAUCUGCAGUCAGGCCAUUGUGUCCCAGACCCGCUGCCUGGCCCUGGACAACUGCAUCGACAGCAUGGUGGAGAACCUGAGUCUGGAGCUGAAGAGGAGGAGGCAGGAGCUGGUCAACGAGAGGAAAGGAGCGCCGCCUGCAGAGGUGAUGGUAAUCCUGGAUGACGACUGCAGCGCUUCUGGUGACCCUAACCCUCGUCGAGCACCGCCUGCAGAGGUGAUGGUAAUCCAGGAUGACGACAGCAGCGCUCUUGGGGACGCAGAGGGCCCGGUGCUCGUGGCCAGCAGUGCCUCUUCCUCGGUCCAGUCCGUGGAUUCGGACUCGGACUCAUAUGUGGACUACAGCCAGUCAGCGCCGUUGACCUUCUCUGAUAGUAGUCUUUCGGACGAUUAG